Silurus meridionalis is the source of this 2316-nucleotide messenger RNA. It is a transcript of the gene ankrd53, whose product is annotated as ankyrin repeat domain 53. The transcript is spliced from 6 exons. Gene Ontology annotation, cellular component: spindle pole. Lineage: Eukaryota; Metazoa; Chordata; Actinopteri; Siluriformes; Siluridae. Gene Ontology annotation, molecular function: protein binding. The record is from RefSeq and is a predicted model, not a curated record. Gene Ontology annotation, biological process: regulation of mitotic cytokinesis; regulation of mitotic spindle organization; positive regulation of microtubule polymerization. The coding region runs from base 12 to 1226 and encodes 404 amino acids.
CGUGUGUAACCAUGGUAACGGCAGAGCGCGUCAACAAACCUGUCAUGGCGGACGCACGGCCUGCGGUUGCGCGCGAGCUCCCAACCAGGGACUUGUUCCAUGCCGCAGUGUGUGGAGAUCCCAAAUGGCUGUGUUUGAGUCUGGAGAGGGUCCAGUCACCAUCUCAACAGCACAAUAAACAGGGUCUUACAGUGCUCCACGUGGCUGCUCAGCAUGGUCAGCUAAAUUGCUUGAAGCUGCUGCUAGAAUCUUCCACAGUGGAUGUGAAUGCAAGAUGUCCCCAUGGCCGGACACCGUUGCACAUGACGUUGAGCCCAGAGAGCAAGCCAAACUCUUUCUGCUGUCUCACAUAUCUACUGGAACAUGGAGCAGAGCCCAAUGUUUCCACAGAUAAUGGCCUGACCCCACUGCACAUGGCUGCAGCUGAAGGACUGAAAGAAUGUGUUGAAAUGCUGGUUAGUGUUGGAGCAGACACUCAUGCACUCGAUUGGCGAGGACACACACCCUUUGAACUUGCAUGCCUGUGGGGUCACAGGGCUGUUGCCAGGUUUCUUAAAAAUGCAAUGUGGCACAGAGAUAAGGAGAUAGAAAUGGAGAAACGGCAAGAACUGCAGACUCUCAAAAAGAAUAUGAUGAGAUUGCACAGGAAAGCAGAGGAAAUGCAGGAGUUAGCUAGAGUUGCCAUAAGAGAACAGAAUUUCUCAGAGUGGGUUGAGAGGAAGGGUCUUCGCAAUAUCAAAUCUCCUACACCAGGCUCGUGGGCAUUAAGCCAUCACUGCUGCCAUUCUGAUGAGCCCGUCAAGAAACACCAUGCAACUCAAUCAAAAUCAAGAGACAUGUGGAACAUCUCAUCUAAUCCGUCAAGACCUCCUCCAACAAACAUCAGCAGAUCUAAAACAGCGAGAAUCAGUGUCCAUCCAGAGGAAGCAGCAGAUGAGCCCAAUCUGCGUCAGAGUGUGACACUGCAUCAUAUUGGACAUUGUCAAAUCCUCUGCACUGCAUCAUGGGAUGGUGUUCAACAGCCGGUACCUGACCUGCCACUUGAUGUCAUUCAGAAAGGCCUGUUUUCAUCUGAAUUUCCUUCCCGAAUAUCUGGUUCACUUCAGCUCCAAUGCUCCAAUGUGCUUGAUGUGCCUCAUCGACGAGGUGCUCAUAGAACUGAAGCAUCCCCCUGGACUGAAGUGGUAAUGCAUCUGGCUGAGGAGCUCCAACCUGGCCAUUACUGAACACUAAAUUCACUGGACUGACAGGGCGGGGCUUAGGGUGGUCUGGGCUGGGCAAUCCAGAUAUAGUGUACUUUUAGAUAUCUAUAGAUAGAUAUGCUAUACACUUCUUUUAAAAUAUUCUAUGUAGACACAUAUUAUGGGCAAAAAAAUAAUAAAAGUUUAUUAUCAAGAAAAAAAAAUGUAUAGAUUUUUUUUGAAUAAAUAAAUGAAUUGCCCUAGUAUAUUACAUUACAUUUUGUUAAUGAAGUAGAAUACCAUUUUCUAUGAUGACGAAAAGCACAUACUUUAAACUGGAUUUUUUUUUCUUGUGCCUAUUUGACAGUAAAAAUAUUACAAAUAUGGCCCAGGGAAAUUGAAAUGCAUGCAUAUAUUUCUAAGCGAAAUCUUUUGAGUAGUGUAAAUAGUGUACAUGUAUUAUGUUUUGAGAUGACAACAGAUUUUCUUUCCUAGAUAGAUGAUAGAUACCAGUUCUUUUGGCCCACUGUCCUUUUUCCAGUUGAUUUUUACCUUUUACUACAACCGCAUGAAGGUCCUGAUAAUUGCUGUAUGAUGCGAAUCAGAGAGCUUGCAAAUUGUGUAACAAAUCUGUGUAACAAUCAUUUGCACAAGUGUCAGCAGUGAAGCCUAAUACAAUAAAAACUUUUCCAUGCCACCCUCUGAAAAUGCAUGUCACGGUUUAUUUAAGACACUGACAGGUCUACAUAUAAAUAACUCAAAAAGAAAUCUGACUUUUUUUUUUUUUUAACAGAUCUUGAAAUAAUAUAAAUAACAGAAAAUGAUUGAAUUCAUUUUAGCAAAAUUUGUCAUUUCUGAUUAAGUUCAUGAACAGGUAUGUCAAAAGGCAGCAAAUUUCAGGAAAAAGGAUUUAUAAAAAUGAAUUCUUUUAUAUGGCGGUUUUACCUGCAAGUAGAUUAUUAGUAGAGAAGGUUAUGCUGACCUAGGAACACCUGCUCUCACCUUUCAUAUGAAUCUUAGCCCAAACCGAUUUCAGCUCUCUGUGCAUUUCCAACAUCUCCUCUCUUACUCCUGUAAGUGGUGAAAUCCCCAGGUCCAAGCAUUUUGAAGUGAGCAAGUGUAAUAGUGUGAGGCA